AUGUCCACCCGCAAGAGAAAGCAAGACGCCGAAGAGGAGGAGGUCCUCCAGGCGCUGCCUAGCGACGAGAGCGAGGAGGAAGAGGACGAUGAGGGCGAUGACGACGAGGAUGAUGGCGGCGAUGACGUUAGUGAUGAAGAUGAGGAGGAAGAGGAGGAAGAAGAAGAAGAUGAGGGUGAAGACGAAGGCCCCCCAGCAGCAAAGAAACAGAAGACCGCUCCCGCAUCUAAAGACGAGGAGGGUGCCGAGAAAAAGAACGGAACGAACGGCACGGCGAAGACCAGUGCUCCCGCCGAAGAAGCUGUGAAGGUCAAGGGCGGUGAUGUUCCCAAGGAGUCUGCGCUGCCGGAGGUGGAGGACGCUGAGGAGGCUGAGGAGUGA
Messenger RNA from Penicillium riverlandense, 381 nucleotides. RefSeq lists its product as uncharacterized. The record is from RefSeq and is a predicted model, not a curated record. NCBI's taxonomy places the organism in Eukaryota, Fungi, Ascomycota, Eurotiomycetes, Eurotiales, Aspergillaceae. The transcript is spliced from 3 exons. Bases 1 to 381 code for a protein of 126 amino acids.